AUGUGGCUCAUCAACACACGCACACUCAAACUUGAGGAGUUCUUUGACGCUGCUAUCCCCGACUACGCCAUCCUAUCGCAUACUUGGGGAAGCGACGAAGUCUCCUUCCAAGAGUUCAAGAGCCUCGAUAUCACAAGCGGAGACCCUGCAGAUCUUAUAAUCAAAGACAGAGCUGGGUACCCAAAGAUCAUAAAGGCGUGCGGGAAAGCCCUGGAGUACCGUCUUCGAUAUGUUUGGGUCGAUACCUGCUGUAUCGACAAAACAAGUAGUGCGGAACUGUCGGAGUCAAUCAACUCCAUGUUCAAAUGGUACGAAAAUGCACAAAUCUGCUUCGCAUACCUAUCCGAUGUACCGGCAACCCAAGACGCGACUGAUCCGGCAUUCGUGAACUCUCGCUGGUUCACAAGAGGAUGGACGUUACAGGAGUUGCUCGCACCUCGAGAGUUGCUUUUCUUCGCGUCGGACUGGACUCUGAUCGCAAGCCGUGAGGACACGGCGGCCUCCGUGAGCAAUAUUACAGGCAUCGAUCGGACGUACCUGGAAUCCUCGAUAUCGGAGCAAAAUACCCGCCUGAGAUUGUUGACAGAGGCCAGUAUUGCAGAGAGAAUGAGCUGGGCAGCUUGGCGAACGACUACUCGCGUUGAAGAUAUUGCAUACUGCCUGCUGGGUAUCUUCGGAGUGAACAUGCCUCUCAUGUACGGAGAGGGUCAAAAGGCCUUCUUCAGACUUCAAGAGCAGAUACUGCAGACGUGCUUCGACUCAACACUCCUCGCUUGGAACCCGACAGAUGAGCACGGACGUCCGCUGGCCUUUGACGAACUUGAACCGAGUUCUUCUUGGGCCUCCGCAGUGAAGAUGGUUAUGGGGAUGGGGCAUCCUUGGUCCGCUCCCGAGCAACCCCACUCCAACGCAUUGCCGAUGGGCCUUUUGGCUCCGAGCCCCGGGUGCUUCCUGCUUUGCAACGACAUCGUCGAAUGCGAAACCGUGCUCGACUGGACGCCAACCAGCCGUGGCCUCGAGAUUGAACUGCCAGUGUCAGACAACACCUGGCCGUACGCCAUCAUUCCCUGUCGAUUGCGUAACGACCCCUGGAGUCUCCUUGCGCUUCCUCUUGACGUUCACGAUGGCGGAGCAUACUCCAGAAGUCCACUGUCGGCGAUGAGAAUCAGCCAUCAUACCUGGCAUCAAUGGCCCAUGAGAAGGAUUCUGUUGAAGACAAGGAUACGUCCUAACUACGACACAGAACCCGUACCCUCGUGGUACGUGUGGAUCAAUAGCUUGCCUCCAGAGAUGGAAAUCCUCGAAAGAUACUCAGACUCAAAGCAUUAUGCAGCGGACACGCUGUUGCCUGUCUUUUCCGAACGCGAAACACAGACCAUCUCCAGCUCGCGGUAUGGAAUUGCCGGAAUGAAGCUCGAAUCGAAAGCUUCGAACGAGAGAUUCUCCCUCGCCAUCAAAGUUACCAAGACGUCAGCUUAUACAGACCUCGGCUCCUGGAUCUGGCCCCGAAGAUGGCCCUGGAGGUCAAAUAGUUUACAAGGUGGUCUCUAG
Molecule: messenger RNA, 1551 nt
Organism: Colletotrichum siamense
Lineage: Eukaryota; Fungi; Ascomycota; Sordariomycetes; Glomerellales; Glomerellaceae
Product: Vegetative incompatibility protein HET-E-1
Exons: 2
Coding region: 1-1551 (516 amino acids)
Source: RefSeq, a predicted model, not a curated record